GGAAUGAGGCGCAGCAGCAUUGCUGGGGUAGCCCAGGGCUGGGCUAGCAGGGACUGUGCAUUGGAAUUAAGGGGCAUUGGCAGAACUGUUUGAAGCCCGCAUCUUGGCCAACACACCUGUCAUUUCUCCACUUCCCCAGCCCACCUGACAGGUUAUUUGCUUUUACUCCCAGUUCAUAGGAACUUCUCGUGACCAGCUCUGUUUGCUGAAUGUCACCUUCCGUAUCUCACUGGCCACCUGCACAUCUGGGCUCCAUAUAAUGCAGACUAGAGCAGGAGGAGGCUCAGUGGCUUUCCUUUCAGCAGGGAUCUGGAUCCAUCUCUCAGACAGGAACCCCAGCACAAGGACAAGGGUGAUCCAAAGGCAGAGGCACCAUGGCCCAGAGGGGACACCACCUGAUACUGCUGCUCGUCUGGCUGGCCACGUGGCUGACUCUAGCCAGGGGGGAGACGCGCUAUGAGAAGUUCUUGAGGCAGCACGUCGAUUACCCAAAGAGCAGUGCCCUGGACUCCAGGACCUACUGCAACCAGAUGAUGCAGCGCCGGGGCAUGACCUCAGCGGUCUGCAAGUUCACCAACACCUUCGUCCAUGCCAGUGCUACCACCAUCACCACUGUCUGCGGCUCUGGGGGGACCCCGGCGAGUGGGGACCUGCGAGACAGCAAAGCCUCCUUCGCCCUCACCACCUGCCGGCUGCAGGGGGGAUCACAGACACCGCCCUGCAACUACAAUGCAGACACCAGCACCCAACGCAUCCGCAUCGCCUGUGUGGGGGGGUUUGUGCACUACGACAAAUCAAUAUAGCCUGGGCCCAUUGCACAGCACGCUCAGUUCCCCCAGCCCCUGCUCUGCUGCUGCCCCGAGUGUGAUUAUAUUGCAGAGCCAUCCCUUCUCCA
Messenger RNA from Malaclemys terrapin pileata, 895 nucleotides. Its product is annotated as ribonuclease-like. NCBI's taxonomy places the organism in Eukaryota, Metazoa, Chordata, Testudines, Emydidae. Gene Ontology annotation, molecular function: nucleic acid binding. The record is from RefSeq and is a predicted model, not a curated record.